Molecule: messenger RNA, 1317 nt
Organism: Nerophis lumbriciformis (worm pipefish)
Lineage: Eukaryota; Metazoa; Chordata; Actinopteri; Syngnathiformes; Syngnathidae
Source: RefSeq, a predicted model, not a curated record
AUGGAGCGGCAAGCCCGAAGAGUGCGCCUGAAGCCGUGGCUGGUGGCUCAAGUGGACAGCGGCCGCUUCCCCGAUCUCGGCUGGAUCGAUCCCGAGCGCAGGUUCUUCCGGAUCCCCUGGGAACACGCCACGCGCGCCGCCCCUGCAUCUCAAGGCGAAAACACCAUCUUCAAGGCAUGGGCUCUGGAAACGGGAAAGUUCCAGGAAGGUGUGGACGAUCCCAACCCGGCCAAGUGGAAAGCAAACCUGCGCUGCGCGCUGAACAAAAGUAAAGAGUUUGAGCUCAAGUUCGAUGGCACCAAAGAGACGCCGCUUCAACCUUAUAAAAUUUACCACGUCGUUAACACAGACACCGCCGAUGACGAGAUGCCUAAUCUGACGGAGCUGACGAUCGAUUCCGACGUCGGCGACUCGGGCGCUCUGGCGGCCCUCCCGGCUCCGUGUGGCGAUCCGAAGCAGCGGUCAGGCGUCCCCGCCCUGACCUCUGAGCUCCGUCUGCGGGAUUCCCAAAUGUCGGAUCGGGUCAGCUUCGAUCACCCGGAGGCGGGCGCCGUCGCCCGGGCCCCCGCGGAACUGCUCGGUAGCAUCCCACGGUCGACGUCACGACGCCGUUUCCCGCUCGCUAUCUCCGCCCCAGCGACAGAUCUGGACCUGAAGUUUCAGUACCGCGGCCGGCCGGCGGGUUCUCUGACCGUCAGCGACCCUCGGGGCUGCCGGCUGUUCUACGGACAGCUGGGACCGGACCCGUGGCAGGUGGACCUUUUCGGACCGGUGGACCUGCAGCAAGUCCUGUUUCCGGACCCUUCCGAGAUCCCCGGCCAGAAGCAGCGCGUGUUCACGGAAGCCCUGCUGAACGUGAUGGAUCGAGGGCUGGUCCUGGAAAUCUGGGAGCAGGACAUCUACGCCGUCCGCCUCUGUCAGUGCAAGGUAUUCUGGUCCGGGCCGGGCGUGCCCCACGGGGGCCUGCCCAAUCAGCUGGAGAGGGAGAAGAGGGUCAAAAUCUUCAGCCUGAAUGACUUCCUACAAGGACUGAUCUCGUACCAGAAAGGCGAAGUUCAGAGCGUUCCCCCUUACGAGAUCUGCUUCUGCUUUGGGGAGGACUGGCCUGAUACCAAACCCAAAGAGAAGAAACUUAUUGUGGUGCAGGUGGUUCCGGUGGUGGCACGGAUUCUAACAGAGAUGUUCUCGGGAGAGCACAGCUGGUCCAUUGACAGCAUCCGACUCCAGAUUUCCAACCCGGAUGUGAAGGACCAGACAGUGGAGCAGUUUAAAGAGCUCCAGAGACUCCUCCAGAAUCAAAAUAUCCAAGUGUCCUGA